UAUAUAAAUCUUCUCUCCAAGUAUCAUCUUCUCAAACUCACAAUUUCACCAUUUUUUUGCAGCAGAAACAAGCAUGGAGGUGUCAUCAUCUUCGCUUCCACUCAAGGACCGUGUAGCAAUAGUAACCGGUGGCUCUCGUGGCAUCGGCCGUGCCAUUGUCAACCAUCUUCAUUCUCUCGGUGCAAGUGUUGCCAUCAAUUAUGCUUCCAAUUCUACACAAGCUAAUCUUUUGGCAUCGGUGUUGAAUGCGUCGUGCACCGCCGAUCAUCCCCGAGCAGUCGCCAUCAAAGCCGAUGUUUCCGACCCAGAUCACGUCAAGCUACUCUUCGAUAAAACCGAGCAAGAAUUCGGGUCCAAACCACACAUCCUUGUCAACUGUGCAGGUGUGAUGGAUCAAAAGUACCCAUCCUUAGCAAACACAUCAGUGGAGGAUUGGGAUGUGACAUUCAACAUCAACACUAAAGGAUCAUUUCUCUGCUGUCGAGAGGCAUCGCGUCGGUUGACUCACGACGGCGGAGGAAGGAUCGUAACGAUCUCGACAUCUCUGGUGGGAUCACUCUUGCCUGGAUAUGCAGCUUAUGUUGCUUCAAAGGCAGCUGUUGAGGCAAUGACGAAGAUUUUGGCUAAGGAACUCAAAGGCACGAAGAUAACAGCAAACUGUGUCGCUCCGGGGCCGAUAGCCACGGAGCUGUUCUUUUCCGGUAAGACUGAAGAAACUGUCCAGAGAUUUGUGGAUGCUUGCCCUUUAGGUCGGUUGGGUGAGCCAAAGGAUAUAGCAGGAAUUGUAGGGUUUUUAGUGAGCGAUGCUGGAGAGUGGACCAAUGGGCAGGUUAUUAGGGUGAAUGGAGGAGUUGUUGUGUAGACUCUAAACAGCAUCAUGCUGCAAUGUCCUUUUACCCUACU
Molecule: messenger RNA, 903 nt
Organism: Hibiscus syriacus
Lineage: Eukaryota; Viridiplantae; Streptophyta; Magnoliopsida; Malvales; Malvaceae
Product: NADPH-dependent aldehyde reductase-like protein, chloroplastic
Exons: 1
Coding region: 74-862 (262 amino acids)
Source: RefSeq, a predicted model, not a curated record